GCGCUUGGGAGAAGGCCACAUUUUUGUGUGACCAAAAAUGGAUGCUCUGGACUCUGUUUUUGACCCCCUUAGAGAUUUCGCCAAAGACAGCGUUAGGCUUGUUAAGCGUUGCCACAAACCCGAUCGCAAAGAAUUCACCAAAGUUGCCACUCGUACUGCAAUUGGUUUCGUUGUGAUGGGAUUUGUAGGAUUUUUUGUCAAGUUGAUUUUUAUUCCUAUUAACAACAUCAUUGUUGGUGCUUCUUAAUUGGCCGUGUGAAGGAGAAACUAAAUGGAGGUACGGAAGGAAGCAACACAUGACAGUUCCUCCUAAUUUAGUUUAAUUUUGUAACCUGUUGCUUUUGGACCUCUGUGACAUCUUGUUCUGAACCUCCUUAUUCUUACUAAGUUAAUAGCAUUCAAAUCCCCCUUCU
Lycium ferocissimum is the source of this 413-nucleotide messenger RNA. RefSeq names its product protein transport protein Sec61 subunit gamma-1. Gene Ontology annotation, cellular component: Ssh1 translocon complex; membrane. The transcript is spliced from 3 exons. Lineage: Eukaryota; Viridiplantae; Streptophyta; Magnoliopsida; Solanales; Solanaceae. Gene Ontology annotation, molecular function: transmembrane protein transporter activity. The record is from RefSeq and is a predicted model, not a curated record. The coding region runs from base 38 to 247 and encodes 69 amino acids. Gene Ontology annotation, biological process: protein targeting; post-translational protein targeting to membrane, translocation.